Messenger RNA from Entamoeba invadens IP1, 813 nucleotides. RefSeq lists its product as hypothetical. The record is from RefSeq and is a predicted model, not a curated record. The coding region runs from base 1 to 813 and encodes 270 amino acids. The transcript has a single exon. NCBI's taxonomy places the organism in Eukaryota, Evosea, Mastigamoebida, Endamoebidae.
AUGGAAUGCCAAACACUCCAACAACAAAUGAAAUUGUUGAGAAGUGAAAAUUGGCUUGAAAAGGUUUUAAUUAAAACAAAAGCCAAAGUUUUGGGUGUCUCACCCUCGACGGCCCGCCUCAACAACUUGUAUGACGAUGUCGAAGGGAAGUCUGGAAGAAAACGAGAAAUUAAUCAAUCGAGAAUGCCGUUGUUGUUGGAAACAAUUCGAGAAAGACAAAACACCACCAAACCAAUCACCACUAAAGAGAUGGGAAAUAUUGUAGAAGGAGUUGUUGGGAAGAAAGUAUUAAAAAGUACACUUGACGUAACAGGAGCGAUGAAAGAGUUGGUCAGUGCAAUUUCUGCAGACAACAUUAUUUCAAAUGACGCCACCAAAGACUCAAACACAAGAGCAGCUUCUGAUCAACGCCUCAAAAACUCGUUAUCCAAAAUUCUCAACUCUUUGGAUACCUCUGCAUCACAUGAAGUUGUAAUUGCGUCUUUUCGCCGAGCAGGUAUGGUUUCAAGAUUGACCAACAACAGAUUUGUUUUUUAUGUUGACAUCAAAUCUGCCAGUCGUCUUGUUGAAGAGUUUAGUGCGUUUUUCCAAGCCAAUGUGUUUUCAAAUGUGGUAAUAGCCAGAAGACUCUCUGCUCCACACAAUGAAAUUGAGACUGUUUCGAUAUCUGAUUUAAAAAGAGAGAGAAAGAGAGCACCAGAAACUUCGGUUUUUGUCAGGCAUAUCAACCAUUUAACCCAACAAAUCGAAUUUUCAGGUAACUUGGAGCAAUCCAUUUCCAUUUUAAAAACUCAAAUUGCCCAGUAUUUGUGA